Messenger RNA from Rhopilema esculentum, 5541 nucleotides. Its product is annotated as phospholipid-transporting ATPase VA. Gene Ontology annotation, biological process: phospholipid translocation. Gene Ontology annotation, cellular component: plasma membrane. The record is from RefSeq and is a predicted model, not a curated record. Gene Ontology annotation, molecular function: magnesium ion binding; ATP hydrolysis activity; ATPase-coupled intramembrane lipid carrier activity. Lineage: Eukaryota; Metazoa; Cnidaria; Scyphozoa; Rhizostomeae; Rhizostomatidae.
CCAAGUGCUCUAAUUAGCGAACAUCAGUAUUUUCCCCUUGGUUACAAACAAAUGACAUCUCGGAAGAGUUUUGUUUACGUAGGCUGGUGGUAGUAGGCGGAAAAAUGGAAGGGGAAUGGGAACUAAUGUGGUGUUCCUAGACGGAACAAGUGUUUAGGACUCAGUAAGUUUUUAUUUAUUCAUUAGCCCAAGAAAUCGGCAGUGUUUGAGGCGUUUGGUUUGAUUUAUAUGGAAGAAACUCCGUUUGGUCAGCUCUUUCAACACAUAAAAUGAAGAAAUUCGUCAUGAAACUACCGGGCAUAAACUAUUGAUCCAUUUGACAACACAUUUAUCAAGAAAGGCUGAUACUAUACAACUUGGAGAUGGACGAAAGAAGGCAACAAAAACCUUGGAAAGUUAUCCCUAAAACAUUUCAUGGCUAUUUCCCAAACAAUGAAGAUGGUUCUUUUGAAGAACAAAAACAAAUUCAAUUUCAAGAACAUAAAAAGAAUGCAAUUACUACAUCAAAGUACACUUGGCUGACAUUCCUACCCAAAAACAUAUUUGAACAAUUCCACCGAUUCGCAAAUAUAUAUUUUUUAACAAUCAUAAUUCUGAACUGGGUACCAGCAAUAAAUGCCUUUGGAAAAGAAGUUGCAAUGAUCCCGCUUUUAUUUGUGUUAUCUGUUACUGCAGUCAAAGACUUGUUUGAAGAUAGGAGAAGACACAGAUCUGAUAAAUAUGUUAAUAAUAUGUCAUGCAAAGUUUAUUCAAGGGCAAGCAAUGCUUAUAUCAAUGAAACAUGGAAAAAUAUUGUUGUUGGAGAUAUUGUGAAAUUAUCAUCAGAUGAUGCUGUACCUGCAGAUAUAUUACUUCUAAAUUCAACUGAGGAAGGUGGUAUAUGCUAUGUGUCAACAGCCAGUUUGGAUGGAGAAACAAAUCUCAAGCAAAAACAGCCUGUUAAUUUCCUGAAAGAUAAAAAGUCUCAGAAAGACUUUCUACCCUCUGAUGUCAAAUUUGUUGUUGAAUGUGAACAGCCAAACAAUCAAAUUCACAAUUUCAAAGGAGGGAUUAAACUUCUUGAUGGGAAAGGAAUACAUGUUGAUCAGAAUAACCUUCUUCUUCGUGGGUCAGUGAUAAGAAAUACAGAUGUUGUUGAAGGUCUUGUCAUCUAUGCAGGGCAUGAGACCAAAGCAAUGUUAAAUAGCAGUGGACCAAGAUAUAAACGUAGCAAGCUAGAGAGAGACAUUAAUAAAGACGUGCUGGCCUGUGUAUUCAUUCUUUUCAUUUUGUGCACAGCUGGUGGAAUAGGCUGUGGUUUAUGGACAAAGUUCAAUGUACAAUUGAACGAAGACUUAGGCCUUACUUCACGUGAGCCUGCUAUGGAAGGUUUUGUCAGAUUUUGGACUUUCAUCAUCAUUCUCCAGGUUAUAAUCCCUGUCUCUCUCUAUGUAUCAGUGGAACUUGUGAAACUUGGACAGGUUUAUUUCAUAAACCAAGAUAUUGAAUUGUAUUAUGAGCCAGCUGAGAACUUCUCUAUAUGCCGGGCAACAACAAUCAACGAAGACUUAGGCCAGAUAAGAUAUGUCUUUUCAGAUAAGACAGGAACUUUAACAGAGAACAAAAUGAUCUUGAAGAGGUUCACCGUUCUUGGCACAGAAUGUUCCAUUGCCGAAGGCAUGUGCAAUCAAGCGUUAGAAGAGCAUUGUCGAGCACUCGAAAUAAAUACUCUGAGUGACCGCAAAUUUGGUUUCAAAAAGAGCUGGACCGAUUUUUUCGUUGCAGUUUCAAUAUGCAAUAGUGUCAUUGUUGUUGACUCUUCUAAAAGCUUGGACAGUACUGGCUCUCGAGACAAUGAUGCCUUUGAUGAUAAUACCUUGCGAACUGCCAAAUCAGUGCAUCAAAAGGUCAAGCAAAGCAACUCGGUCCCGAAUGGAACCCAAGAAUUUUGUGUCGCAAAUAAUUCAUUUAGCAAUGGUAGCUCGUCAGAACCAAUUGUAGUUUAUAAAAAUCGACAUUUCUAUGAGAACGGCGAAACAUUCAUAGAAAAAUGCAAAUCAGAAACUGGACCUUUAUCUUCACAAGAUACUGGCUCAAACAGUAGCUUGCGAUAUAAAAGUACCUCAAAAACACCUAAACUUAGCAAAAUGUAUAAUAGCCUGAAGUACGAGGCUGAGUCACCUGAUGAAGAGGCUCUAGUUAAAGCAUCCGCUCAUUUUGGUUACGUAUUAAAGGCCCGUCUGCCAGGGUGCAUUAGGCUCGAAUUUCCUGACAGCAGUAUUUCUGAUUUUGAGCUACUCCAUACCCUAGAGUUUGAAUCUUCAAGAAAAAGAAUGUCUAUUAUUGUUAGGACUCCAGACGGAUUGAUUCAAGUGUUUUGUAAAGGUGCUGAUACGGCUAUUAUGAAUCGACUUGCAAAUCGCUCAGAUCCUUUAAUCGAGAGAAUCGAGUCUCAGAUCGAAGAAUAUGCACACGAGGGACUCCGAACUUUGUGUAUUGCAAAGCGGGAUCUAAGUGACGAAGAAUACGCCGAAUGGGCUGAAAGGUACAGCGAAGCUGCGUUUUUGUCAGGAAACAGAGAAGAGGUGAUGACAGAACUGUUCGACUUUGUUGAAAGUGAUCUGACAUUACUUGGAGCGACCGCUGUAGAAGACAAACUGCAAGAUGGCGUGUCUGAUACAAUAGCAAGCUUGCGUGAAGCUGGCAUCAAAGUUUGGGUUUUAACAGGAGACAAACGUGAAACUGCGGUUAAUAUUGCAUUUUCAAGCAAACUGCUGGAUGAAGAAAUGGAAAUUAUCGAAAUGAAUGCGAAAACCAUGGACGAAUGUGAUGAGCAACUCGACUCUGGCCUUGAACGGCUCGCGUCUUUGCUUCCGACUUACACUUUUUCUCCCACACAUGCAAAUAAGUCUGUUUCAAUGGCAUUAGUGAUUGAUGGAUCGACAUUGGCGCUUGCGUUAAAGAAUUCCCUUCGCCAGAAGUUUAUCGACUUGGCAGAGUGUUGCAGUGCUGUGUUGUGUUGCAGGACAGCCCCAAUUCAGAAAGCCAGCGUUGUGAAGCUGGUACGUGAAAACCUGAAAGCAAUGUCUCUUGCGAUUGGUGAUGGCGCGAAUGACGUCAGCAUGUUGCAAAUGGCGGACGUUGGCGUUGGUAUUGUUGGCAAAGAAGGGAUGCAGGCAGUGAUGGCGAGCGACUUUGUCCUUGGCAGGUUCAAAUUUCUCAAGCGGCUUCUUCUUUUGCAUGGUCAUUGGUGCUACGACCGGCUCUCAAGAAUGAUUGUAUACUUUUUCUAUAAAAAUGCAUUUUUCGUGUUCUUGCUAUUUUGGUAUCAACUUUUCAACGGGUUUUCUGGGUCAAACGCAAUAGAUGACUUAUCCUUAAUUCUGUUCACCUUAAUUUUUACUUCAUCACCUUCAAUCGUGAUCGGUAUCCUUGACCAGUGUACAUCUGUCGAGCAGCUCCUCACCAGACCGCACCUCUAUAAGCGAGGACAAGAGAGCAAGGCUUACACGAGGAAGCUGUUUUGGGCAAACAUGUUGGAUGCUUUAUAUCAAAGUGUGGUGCUAUUUGCACUGCCCUAUUUCACAUACAGAGACACAGAUAUGGAUAUGACAACUAUCGGAGUGUUAUUUCACCAAACAGCUGUAAUCACUUCAUCGCUUCACUUAGCAAUUGAAAUACCAAGCUGGACCUUUAUCCAUCACAUAUUUCUCUGGGGAAGUAUCAUCCUGUCAUAUGCUUGGUUCCUUGGUAUAUGUGCUGUCAUUUGGUCAUUUCGAACUUAUUGGAUAAUAUACCAUGCUGCAACUACGUCAGAAUUUUGGUUGCUUACUAUAAUCUCCCCCGCCGCAGCAUUGCUACCAAGAUAUAUGAUUCGAUGCAUCCAAGCGAUUUUGUUUCCAAGCGAGGCAUCUUUGUCCAGACUCGAGGCUUUGGUAUCAUCAAAGAACAGUCAGCAUUCUUUGCGACGAUUUGGAAGUGAAACAUUUUCGAACGAACCACAAACGGCAGUGCGUGAUGAUGUUGCUUGAUGGAUGGGGUCAUAAAGUUGAAUUUUAUAGACUUAAAAUAAAUUGAUUUAUAUUUAUUCCAUAUUGGUAUAUUGCUUGUAAAUUACAUAAAUUGUGUUUCUCCAUUAAAUCACAAAUGAUUAUUAGAUUUGCUAUAAGAUGACUACUCCCAGGAAGUUAGGCCGGUCAUAUCGUAUAUGUUAAGCAUAUAUUCACCUUUCGUAAAACUAUUUCAGUCUUUUCAAUUUUCUCUUAUGAUUUCGCUUUCUAGUCAUCUUCCUAUUUUUUAAUUUAUAUUGUUACUUUAAUUCUUUAAUUCAUCCUACCUACUUUAGGUUGUAUUUUUUAAUUUACCUGGUCACUCUUCGCGGGAUUUUGUAAGUUAAACGAAGUUAGCCGAUACUAAAGACGCAUCGACCAUGCGGGGAAAGCUAAACGUUUUCGCUAUCUUUUGAUUAUCUGUUUUGUCAUUUGCCAUUUUUAGCUCGCUAGACAAAAUUCUAUUAUCAUGCAGUCAUUGUUAUAUAGAAAUCGUAUAAUUUUAAAGUAUGCUGUAAUGUAAAAACACUUGUGUGUUGCAAAUCUUAGUGUGGAGUUGCUUGAUUGAUUGGCUUCCGCUGACUCUGUUAUUUCUUUUGUGCAAAUUAAGGCUAGAAUCAAAAAAAUCUCAAUAACAGAAUUUUUCAUAUCAUCUCCUUUUAUCACCAUGCUAGUUUUCGUCAUUUAAGAAAUGUCAUGCCCCGAACUUCUAGUUUUAGAAGAUGAUUCAUAUAUUGUUUAUAAAUUUGCUGUGAGUUUAAUUUAUUUGAUUAGUUGUCAAGAUAUAAAAAUCUUGGCGUUUAAUGAUUCGAGAUAACAUAAGCAAAACCAUUUUUGUGAUGUGGUUUUAGAAAUACUGGUAAAAAUCACGAUUGACAAAAUUGGUGUCCGAAAACUAAAGUACGUUUUGUUCGAAUUAUCGGAAGCGUGUUUUUUCAAUACGUGAAAUUUAAGUAGGUAGAAUAUAUGUAGCGAUGAAUUAGUAUUUAGCGCUUUCUGCCUGUGGCGUACACAGCUCAUGGAAAGUGGGGAAUUCUGGGGAUGUUUUCAGGGCGUGGCUCUCUGGAAUCGUCUUCGCUGUCACGCCACAUUGAUUCACGGGAAACAGAGCAAUGCCUCUUUGAAUUUAUUUAAAUUGAAAUUGAAUUUAUUUGAAAAGGCACUAUUUGAGAAGGUUUCGUUGAAAUUGCAGCCGAAUGACUUUUCGUUUCGUCCAAUUGCAAUGGACCUGCAUAGCCCAAGCCCCCCUCGCCCCUUUGAUCCACUGUAUACGCCACUUCUGUCUAUCAAGAUUUGUAUAUAAUAUUCACUUCCCCUUUGUACGCACAACUCCAUUUAAUCAAACCCCUACAUUUUCUUAGACAGCGCGUUGUUGAGUGAAGUUAAAGUUGAUAUUUAGAGUUUAGAUGAAAUCGGGAUGAUUUGGGUAAAAAUAAUUUAAAUACAAAUUUGUUAGCUGUUUUCAAUGAUUUAGGAAAUGUUUGAAAUUGAAGAUCGUCUAUGAUAAAAAAUA